Messenger RNA from Acytostelium subglobosum LB1, 1158 nucleotides. RefSeq lists its product as hypothetical. NCBI's taxonomy places the organism in Eukaryota, Evosea, Eumycetozoa, Acytosteliales, Acytosteliaceae. Gene Ontology annotation, molecular function: telomerase inhibitor activity; G-rich strand telomeric DNA binding. Gene Ontology annotation, cellular component: nuclear telomere cap complex. The record is from RefSeq and is a predicted model, not a curated record. The coding region runs from base 1 to 1158 and encodes 385 amino acids. Gene Ontology annotation, biological process: telomere capping; regulation of telomere maintenance via telomerase. The transcript has 5 exons.
AUGGAACAUUUGGUGAAAGGGAAUGUAAUUAGGAUCAUUGGUUUGAAGACAUCUGGAACGUCCAAUGGCAAACCAUUGUCGCGUGUAAACUUCUAUCGAACAGGCUUCACAGUGCACGUGUACAAGCCAGGCUCCGACCUGAACAAGCCCGUCCAGCUCAGCACAUACGGCACGGGCAAAGACUACAUACCAGACCCAAACCAACAGAGUCUUAUUCAGAAGUUGUUUGGCUUGGGCAAUGAUUGUAUCACAAUGCAAAACAUUGGACAGGUGGCAGAGGGAUCAUGUGUCGACAUGGUCGCGCGUAUUGAGAGGAGGGACUAUCGACAACAUGGAGUUGGACAGAUGCUCUCACUGACCAUCUGGGAUGGAACAUUGGAUCAAUUCAAUCAGACCAAUGCACAACCAAACACAGUUGAAGUUCAUGGCUGGGAGGAUGACAACACAAUCAAGUUCAAGAAUGUUCCAAAUGGCACAUGGAUACUAUUCCAAUCAUUGCUACUUAACAAAUUCCAUGCGACCAAAGAGGUAAAGUUUUGUGAAGGAUCAUCAUUCGUUGUGCUACAUCAUGGUGAUCCAAGAGUGGAUGUCGCUGUAAGGAACUACUUGAAUAAGAUAAAUGAUCUUUCUGGAUCAAAACAAAAGUGCACCAUAGUACCGCCAAUAACAGAUAUUGACUUGGUCGGUGUAAACAUAUCGACAAUCGAAGAUGUACUACGUUACCAAAAGUGCCCACAUUACUUUGUGAUCAAUGUUAGACUGAAAGAGUAUUACCCUGAAGCAUCACGUAUGUGGAUCCAGUCAUUCUGCCAAAACUGUCACUUGGUACUCCAGUCUCAAGAUGGAGUAUGCACAGAGUGUGCCUCCAAUGAGUUUGUCCAAUGGAUAUAUUGUCUCAAGAUACAUGUCUAUGAUCAUACCGGAGAACUUGAACUAUAUCUAUCGAUGGAUGAGGCUAGACAGUUCUUUGGACAAAUGGAUACUACACCGGAUGAAGCACAUGGUUCCCAUAAGGUGGCCAAUGAUCUACUAAAGAGACUGGCCAGAUGCAAUGUACCAUUUGACUUGUGUGUUCGAUCCUAUCAACCAGAGGAGAAGAAGGGCACUGGCGAUGUAUACUAUCAAGUAUUCGCAACCUCACUAACCUUGGAGCGUUGA